This is a messenger RNA of Gossypium raimondii (Peruvian cotton), 2825 nucleotides long. RefSeq names its product cell division cycle protein 48 homolog. Gene Ontology annotation, cellular component: cytosol; nucleus; VCP-NPL4-UFD1 AAA ATPase complex. The transcript has 9 exons. Gene Ontology annotation, biological process: mitotic spindle disassembly; retrograde protein transport, ER to cytosol; autophagosome maturation. Gene Ontology annotation, molecular function: ATP binding; polyubiquitin modification-dependent protein binding; ATP hydrolysis activity. The coding region runs from base 199 to 2616 and encodes 805 amino acids. The record is from RefSeq and is a predicted model, not a curated record. NCBI's taxonomy places the organism in Eukaryota, Viridiplantae, Streptophyta, Magnoliopsida, Malvales, Malvaceae.
AUUUUCUUUCCCAACAAGAAACGGAGGUGCCCUUCAUUGAUGAUAACUCUCCCCUUAUAUUAAUACCCCCCAACGCCCCUUUUCUUCGUUCAAUUCUUCAGAUCCCACACAUUAAGCAAUCAAUUUUAAACAAAGCCAACACCGAAAGGCAAGCUCUUCAUUGUUUCUUAUUUUUGGUUCUUUAAUCGACCAAAAACUAUGUCGAACCAAGCUGAAUCUUCUGAUUCGAAAGGGACUAAGAGGGAUUUUAGUACGGCGAUCUUGGAAAGAAAGAAGGCUCCCAAUCGGCUCGUUGUUGAUGAGGCGAUCAACGAUGAUAACUCCGUUGUUUCCAUGCAUCCUGACACCAUGGAAAAGCUCCAGUUGUUUCGCGGUGACACUAUCCUCAUCAAGGGAAAGAAGAGGAAAGAUACUAUCUGCAUUGCUCUCGCAGACGACACAUGUGAUGAACCGAAGAUCAGGAUGAAUAAAGUUGUCAGAUCGAACUUGAGGGUUAGGCUCGGUGAUGUCGUCUCUGUGCACCAGUGUCCUGAUGUUAAGUAUGGAAAACGUGUGCACAUCUUGCCCGUGGAUGACACCAUCGAAGGGGUUACUGGAAGUCUUUUUGACGCCUACCUUAAACCUUACUUUCUUGAAGCGUACCGCCCAGUGAGGAAGGGUGAUUUCUUCCUUGCUAGAGGUGGAAUGAGAAGCGUAGAAUUCAAGGUUAUUGAGACCGACCCUCCCGAGUACUGUGUGGUUGCACCGGACACCGAGAUAUUCUGUGAGGGAGAGCCUGUAAAGAGGGAAGAUGAAAAUAGAUUAGACGAGGUCGGUUAUGAUGAUGUUGGUGGAGUACGAAAACAGAUGGCUCAAAUUCGGGAAUUAGUGGAGCUUCCGUUAAGGCAUCCGCAACUCUUUAAAUCAAUUGGUGUGAAGCCACCUAAAGGAAUUCUGCUUUACGGACCUCCUGGAUCAGGAAAGACUUUGAUCGCCCGUGCUGUUGCAAAUGAAACUGGUGCUUUCUUUUUCUGCAUCAACGGUCCGGAAAUCAUGUCGAAGUUGGCCGGAGAGAGUGAAAGUAAUCUCCGAAAAGCAUUUGAAGAAGCAGAGAAGAAUGCUCCGUCCAUUAUAUUUAUCGAUGAAAUCGAUUCGAUUGCUCCUAAGCGAGAAAAAACAAAUGGUGAAGUUGAGAGGAGGAUUGUUUCUCAGCUUUUGACACUAAUGGAUGGGCUUAAAUCCCGGGCUCAUGUUAUUGUUAUCGGGGCCACAAACCGUCCUAAUAGCAUCGAUCCAGCUCUUAGAAGGUUCGGAAGAUUUGAUCGGGAGAUUGAUAUUGGUGUCCCCGAUGAAGUUGGUCGCCUUGAGGUGCUUCGUAUCCACACAAAGAACAUGAAGCUGGCUGAAGAUGUUGAUUUAGAAAAAAUUUCGAAGGAAACCCACGGUUAUGUUGGUGCAGACCUUGCAGCUCUUUGUACCGAGGCAGCAUUACAAUGCAUCCGAGAAAAGAUGGAUGUGAUUGACCUGGAAGAUGAUUCGAUAGAUGCUGAGAUAUUAAACUCUAUGGCAGUCACAAACGAACACUUCGCGACUGCUCUUGGAACAAGCAAUCCAUCAGCUCUGCGUGAAACUGUUGUUGAAGUGCCCAAUGUCAGUUGGGAAGAUAUUGGAGGCCUUGAGAAUGUUAAGAGAGAGCUUCAAGAGACGGUUCAAUAUCCAGUGGAGCAUCCCGAGAAGUUUGAGAAGUUUGGGAUGUCACCGUCGAAGGGAGUGCUAUUCUACGGCCCUCCUGGAUGUGGGAAAACCCUUCUGGCCAAAGCUAUCGCAAACGAAUGUCAGGCAAACUUCAUUAGCGUCAAGGGUCCAGAAUUGCUCACAAUGUGGUUCGGAGAAAGUGAGGCCAAUGUUCGUGAAAUUUUCGAUAAGGCUCGCCAGUCUGCUCCUUGUGUCCUUUUCUUUGAUGAACUUGACUCAAUUGCUACUCAGAGAGGAAGCAGUGUCGGAGAUGCAGGUGGUGCUGCCGAUAGGGUUCUGAACCAACUUCUUACCGAGAUGGAUGGCAUGUCUGCCAAGAAAACUGUUUUCAUCAUCGGAGCCACCAACCGACCAGACAUUAUAGAUCCCGCACUUUUGCGGCCAGGUCGUCUCGAUCAGUUAAUCUAUAUUCCCCUCCCCGACGAGGACUCUCGUCAUCAAAUCUUUAAGGCUUGCUUGAGGAAGUCACCACUUGCAAAAGAAGUCGACCUCCGUGCUCUUGCCAAAUAUACUCAAGGCUUUAGCGGUGCUGAUAUUACCGAAAUUUGCCAACGUGCAAGCAAAUAUGCCAUCAGAGAAGACAUUGAGAAGGACAUUGAGAGAGAAAGGAGAAGAAGGGAGAACCCCGAAGCUAUGGAGGAAGAUGUGGAUGACGAAGUGGCAGAGAUCAAGCCGGCGCAUUUCGAGGAAUCGAUGAAGUUUGCUCGGAGGAGUGUGAGUGAUGCUGAUAUCCGAAAGUACCAAGCAUUCGCGCAAACGUUGCAGCAAUCGAGGGGGUUCGGAAGUGAAUUCAAGUUUGCAGAAACUGGUUCCAGGGCUGCAACAUCUGAUCCUUUUGCAACUACAGCUGGUGGAGCUGAUGAAGAUGAUCUUUACAGUUAAAAUUGCUUUCAUUUGAGGGUUUCUUUUUUUAAAUUUUUUUAAAUUAAUCCUUUAUGGUAACAACUAUUGAACUAAAGGGAGCUUUUGCUCGUGGCUUAGCCAUUGGAGUCCAAAAUAGCAGUGUUUGUUGUUUUUGGAACUGAGAAUUUUACAUUUGUCUUUUUUUAAAUCAAUUUAAAAUCGUAAACACGUUAAAAUUGUUGCAUUAA